Molecule: messenger RNA, 4308 nt
Organism: Fusarium fujikuroi IMI 58289
Lineage: Eukaryota; Fungi; Ascomycota; Sordariomycetes; Hypocreales; Nectriaceae
Exons: 7
Coding region: 1-4308 (1435 amino acids)
Source: RefSeq, a predicted model, not a curated record
AUGCCGCCUCGGGCUCCAGUGAAGAAGACGGCCGGCAAAACCCCCCGACAAAGGACCACAUCCGAGACCCAGGAAGCCAAACUCGCCGCCAAGCAUCAUCAUGGCUUUAUCAGUCUAUUUCGCAUUUUCGACGCGGAAAAGACUUGUCCAGCUGCUCCAAGUCUCAAGUGGCCUGCAUGGGCCGAGGAGCACCGCGACUAUAAGCAUGUGUUCCACCAGAUCCCGGAGCGAACACAACAACAAAUUGGGGGUGAAGAUCGCGAAAAGCACAGGAAGAGAAAGUAUCCAGAUAGUGUCUUGAUUCAGGAAAGCUUCGUUGUCGACAAUCCCCCUUUGCAAGUUGCCAGGUAUUGCACCUUUCAGGGCACAAUGGAAUUUUUGUCGUAUAUCGACAUCAUUGUCCCCGAGAUUGUCGGCAAGGCUGCCCUGUUAGCUGUGAACUUCCGACCCAACGAAGACACGAUCAAUGCCAAUGCACCAGAUUCAAUGAAGUUCAUUGAACAGAUAUACGAAGAUUUCCGAGCCCGCGGCGUUGAAGAAAAUGCCUCAUCGAUGCCAAAGCCGACGCCGAACGACGUCUUGAAAGCCUAUGACGAAGACGAAGAGAUCAAGUCGUUUGUCGACCGGGUAGCGAAGCUUUGUCCCAGGCCAACUUUGAUCCCGGUCCUCAACAAGCACGUGGACUCCAGGGUGUUUUCGAACAAAGAACAGAUAUCUACAAAGGCAUUUGUUCUUGCUCAUGCUAUCCAGAUCCUCCUCUUUGCUCCCAUGGACUGGGACAGAGAGCGUGUUUACUCUCGCGACAGAGAGAAGUACGUUCAUCGAUUUCCAACUCCUGCGGAAUUCGGUGGCGGUACUAGAACACAGGUCGCAGGCUUGUUUUCCAUGGAAGAUCUUCACCGUGCCAUUUUGAUCUUCUACGCCCUUGUCUGCCGUCGAUCUAAGCGUACGGCUUGGAUAACGCGGACCCCAUCUAGCAACGCCAACGAGGCGGGGUUCGUAGGCUACUUCGAUGAGUCCGCGGCGGCGCUUGCAGAGUUUCCGGAGAUUGGCGACACGGCCAUGGACGUUUCUUUCGUGGCGGGUGCCAAAUUCCGAGCCAGUGUUAAAGAGAAAAGCCUUGAGCGACGGGUAGCCCAAAAGGCUUGGGUGAAGAAGUACCGAGAGCAGCAGAUGGAUAGCGGCAGAGACAUCAACCUUCUGAGUGAUGAUCAGAUACCCCCGGAUUCAAAUGCCCCGCCUGCAUUGAACGGAAAUCAACAUGUCAAUGUUUGCACUGCGUUGUUGGAAUCCACUCAGUCAACCCGGCCGAAACUGGCCAUCAAGGCGAGAAUUGCUGAGGCCAGGAUCAAAGACAUGGAUCCCUUGAGCAAGUCAAGCUUCAGAGCUAUUAUUGGUCUCCUCAACUCUGUCCACGGAAAGCAUGACUUUGACGCCAAGUUGGCUCAGCUUCAGAAAACGAUCACACAUGUCGACAGUUUCCUUCCAGACAGCGAGAUCAACGAUUUCAUCAGAAGCCAGGAGGAGUCUGAAGUUGUCACUGAGUUUCGGCGUGCGAACCCUGAAAAAGAAGCAGAGCUGGUAAAGCUCAGCCGCCAGCAGUACGCUCUGGAGCACAUGCUAUCGUCGCUUCAGCCAGAGCCGUCUAAGGAAGGGCUGCAGUCCCUUUGCCAGACAUUUGGCAUUGCAGAAUGGCCUGAUCUUAGACUCUAUCCUGGCCGCGAGGAUGUUGAGUCCCUCAAGCCCCACCAAGUGGAAGAUGCUGUCAGCACUGUUCGACGUGGAGAGACUUUUUGGCGACAUACUUUCCUUUCCAACGACAUGGGGACGGGGAAAACUAAAAUCUACUAUAGCACCAUCGUCCUCAAUCAAAGACGCCAAGAAGAGCGUUAUAACAUGGACAUGGAGACUCGAGGCGAAUCGGACAUCAGGUUUUACCCAUCCCUUAUUCUUACACCAGUCAAUGCGAUUUGCCAGACCUGGAAAGAGGGCUAUGAGCACUUCAAAAACCUCGAGAUCUUCGUCUACUACAGCACGCCCAGCGAAUUCCCGGAGAGGAAAGCACGUGUGGUUGAUAACAACAAAUGCAUUAGUUUGUUGAAUCAAUUCGCCGAUAGUACCCAUGAUCCAAAGAAUGGCCGCGUCGUCGUUAUUUCAACCUACCCAACAUGGUCCAGCCGCGCCGUUUUGAAGAGAGAGCGACUAUUUGUCUUCAAGGAUGGCAAAGCCCCCGCAUCGGUCAUGAAACAAGGAACGAAGGCUAAAGACGGUUCUGAAGCCGAGGAUGAGGAUGUCGAGGAUGAGCAGGAGGAGGAGGCGACAAUCAAGAAAUACACCGCCAGUGAGCUUAACAUGGACGAUAUCGAGUUUAUCGCCCAAAACGAAACCCAGGCUGCCGAAAAGGCCGACGGCAAUCUCAUCGAGUAUCUGUCCAAAGAUAAAGCCUUCUCGAAAGCAACAUUUGAGUUUAUUGUGCCAGGGUUGUACGACGAGAGCUAUGAUCCUUAUACAGAAGACAACAAGCUCAACGGCGGGAGGGACACCACUCAUGGCAUCUUCACUGAAGCCUACUUGACAAAGUUUCCCCAGUUUGCCGCCCUCCAAGAUGUUUUCAACAAGUCUGACGGCAAGUGUCGCCUCUGGAUGACCAACCCAGUCAUUUUCCGCGCUGCUGGUAGUGCAUUCAAUUGGGGAACAGAUGCUGGUCAUCUUGUUGUAAGACCGAUCUACAAGAUGCUCCAGGUUCGCCGUACCAUGAGGACACCGCUUAAAUUGCCGGAUGGAAAGGUGUGCUGUCCUGCUCAGGAUCUACUCCCUUCGACGAUCGUACUCGAAGAAGUAACACACGACGAAACGAAAGAAAUCUUUAAUGCUGUUCGAAAAAUGGGACAGGACCAGGCAAAGAAGCUGUUCCAGAAGAAGAUGAAUCAGUCCAGCAUCGAGGAUAUGCAUCGAAGCGGUAACUCUGAGACCAUCAGUCAUCAAAUCAAGGACUCUCCUCCCAAGAUGAACUUUGGCGAGCACAGAAAAGGUGUCCUGACUUCAUUUGACUGGCGGAACUACAAACUCUUGUCCUCAGAUAACCCGAUUAUUUUUGGAGAGGAAGAUGCUGUCAACCAGCGUAUCAAAUCACUGAGAGAUCCCAAGGUCGUUCGGACCAAUUCGCAAAUGGCACGAGAGAGCAAGACGCCGUCGACACCAGUUGUCGGUGUUGAAAAGGUUGAAGAACUUCUUCACAACGACAUCAAUGGUGGGCUCAGCUUCUUCUUUCAUCAGACUAGCAUCGACCCAUCCUUACUUCCACCAAGCGACCGUGGUGGCUAUAUCCACUGGCUCUGCUACAUGAGUCCCGUCAUGACACGGACCUUGGAAUUGGUAUGGCAGUAUGUCAGAGAGGAGAAAGAACGUGUCCUUGUCUAUGUGGAUUCACCAUGGAUUCAAGCUAUCGUGGUUCAACUGUUUACUAUAGCUGGUUUCCACGUUGUUACCGUUCGCCCUUCGGACAGCUCCAUCACCAAAAACAACAUUAUCGCCAAAUGGAACGACCCCAGAUCAGGCAUCGAGGUAUUUGUCGCCAAUGCGAGCAACAUGGGUACUAGUGUCAAUAUGCAUACCUGCUGCUGCAGAGGCAUUUUCAUGAACUGGCUUAUGACCGCGAAAGCCAUGCUUCAAAUCAUCGGCCGCCUGAUCCGAAUCAACCAGGCCAAGCCUGUCAAGUUCCACCUGAUCAAGUUGAAGAACAGCUACUAUGACAACAUAGAGCGCAUUUGCGUAACCAAGUGGGCGAACCAGUUGUCUGCAGAAGUGAUGCUUCCUGGCUGGAUGACUGAUGCGAUGCGUGAGAUUUGCAUCUUUGAGCUGAUCAAGACAUCCUGGCAUCAGCCUUUCAACCGCUAUGCCUGGGUUGUUGAGCGAGAUGUCAGCGGGCACGAUAUGGAGUAUCAUUCAAACGACAUGAUAGGCCUUGGACAUGUUUUCUCUGUCGUUGCCAAGUUGCUGCUGGAUAAUCCUAAAACUGAAAUUCAGGAUUGGUGGACAGAGAAUGUUGAGUGGAUCGUCGACGGCUGCCGCGAGCUCACGUCCACCUUUGAAUCUCCGGAAGAGAUCGAGGCCCACCUAUCCAGUUCACCCGAGGAGCUUUCCAACCACUUCUUCGAAAGGCUUGUUGCUGCUGUCGCUGAAGCUCGCGAUCGAGGCAGCAAAGAGCGGGGAGCUGAGAACCGUCACAACCAGACGCGUCAGGGUGUCGAGGAUAGAAAGCAUGAGCAGCAACCCGGCGAUGAGUUCGGCUUGGGCAGUGAUUCUUAG